Rhizophagus irregularis DAOM 181602=DAOM 197198 is the source of this 213-nucleotide messenger RNA. RefSeq lists its product as uncharacterized. NCBI's taxonomy places the organism in Eukaryota, Fungi, Glomeromycota, Glomeromycetes, Glomerales, Glomeraceae. The record is from RefSeq and is a predicted model, not a curated record.
UCUUUAAUAUUUGCUUUAACUGGAUUAGCUAGUGAAGAAGAUAAAGAUCUAACUUUUGAAAGUGGAGUUGAUGGAUUUUUAACCAAACCUGUCAGUUUAAAAAUGUUGGAAAAAGUAUUAAAAAAAUGGUCAGAUAAAAAUGAACAAUCAAGUGAAAAUAGUAGUGUUGGAAGUAGUAAUAGUAGUAGUAAUAGUAGUGGAGUAAGUACAUGA